ACCUGCGGCUCGCGGCAUUCACCGAGGCUUUUUAUUCCCACACUGUAGAUUUUCCUCUAACGACCCUCCGGACUCAACCGAGUCCAAAAUUUUAACGAAAUAUUUUAACAAACUUUUAUGACUUAACAUUUCAAACAUUCCUGUUUGCCUUUUUUAACCGGAUCCGGUCACUUUUUCAUUGAGUAUUUUUUGUCACUUUUUUGCUUCUAUUCCGGUUGGAUACACCAAGGGCGUGUUUGGGGCGAUCUGUACCGGGAGUUCAUCUCCUGUACUCGGGGAGGACUCUGAGGAAUGACAGCGACUGGAACAGGACUACGAUCCGCUUGAAUGGAAACAAUGGAUUAUACGGAGCUCGGACAUCAUUUUGAGGAGAAGCUGACAAUAACAGACAAAAGUGAGUAUGAAACAGUCACAUGAAAAUAGGUCAGGAAAACCAUGGGGUAGAAAUAAGGUGGGGGGAUUGGUUAUAAAUGAUGUUACCUCGUUGAUAUUCUCUUUAUCUCUCUAUUCAUUAUCAAACCGUGUCAGUGUUUUCAGCCGAAAUUCUCGACUCAACAGCUGCAGCAAUGCAACACAUGAUUCCUCUCCCACUGAAUCCUCUAAGAUUGGAUGUUUUUUUCCGCCCUGGCAACCCCGCUGUAAUUCCUGCACUCCGAACAGCAGGCUGCCUCUCUAACAGGCGGGUCCUAACCCAGCACAGAUCCUGGAAAUGCUGCACCGCGCUGUGGUCUCCAUUACUAAACACGUCAGUGGUGCACACACAGUGAAAAAUGGCCCUCAUGCACAACCAGGCAGACCUGACAGUGGAGAGCUGCUGGUGGAGACCUAUGCAAACACAAACACUAAUACCAGAGUGGAAUAAACCGAUCAAAUUAGAUAAGAGAGAGGCUGCUGGUUGGUGCAGAGGUUCAACAUCAGGUUCUCCAGCUGAUGUCUCUGAUCCAGUGUGUUAGACCCCCAUCAUAUGGAUAAACAUGCAAAUAUCAGUAAGCUAUAUCGCACUUUUAUUGUGUAAUGAUGGAAAAUAACUCCACAACCUUUGUGGUUUGGAUACUGAUUACUGCGGUUUUUCAGAUUUCUCAUGGUUUUGUGAUCUAAGUUGUGAAGGUCUUAAUGGGACAGUGGUAAUCAUUGUACAUCUCCAAUCCUUCCACCCCCUCUGGAUCUGGAUCUGGAUUAUGUUUACAUUCAUUGUGUGUGUGUGUGUAAUGUGAUUAUAAAAAGCAAAGCAUCUAUGUAUGAGAGCGAGGACAGGCUCACCUCCAUUACACAUCUCCCUUGACCUGUGUGCUGGUACAGAAGGUGAAUCUUCAUUGACAGCCUCCCACCCCCUCUGCUGCAGCUCUCUAUCACUGCAAAGGCAGGCUGUCAUGUUGUUUGCUCACUGCAUGUAUGUGAGUCUGAACAUGUAGGCAGAUGGAUAUGAGAAUUUUAACAAGCUGAAAUUGGGACCAUGUUUUGAAACAUUUUGCAUGAUCAAUCUUGAGGCUAUUUAACAGAUUUUUGAGUGUGACUAGAUUGGCAAUUGUGAAUGCGUUUUCUAGUCUGUAUUGGCCUGCAGAUGUGCAGUUGUUACCAUACCAAUAUCUCUAUAAAUGCCUCCGUUGUCGCCCUAAACGCUGAGGAGAAUUAGCAGGAACUCAAGCCAAUUCAGCAACCCAGUACCAAUUCUACUUGCCUUAAUGAAAUGACUGCUGCCAUUGAUUUAUUUUGGUUACGGCUGUCAACGGCUGCUUAUUAGAAAAGAAGAUUUGACCAUUUCAGGGAAUUUGGCAGAUUGGCAACCACAGCUCAGUGCUUAGAGGUACAACAGUGUUUGUCUGUAUUUGGAAAUAUGAACAAUUUGGCAAUGUUCUCACACCAAAACAAAGACAUUUGCAGUGCAAAGGCUUCAUUUGCUACAGCUGUUCAAUAGCAUUUAUAUAUCAGGCUGGGAUAGUUGGUAUAAGAGAUCAGCUUUUGAACUGUAAAGUUGGCUGCUAUUUUGUCCACUCAGCCUAGCUCUUGUGUCCAUAAUUUGACAAACAUAUGACUGGAAAUGACUAAAGAUACCAAAUUAAAAUGGCUCAGUUUUAGACAACUAUCUAUUUUUAUUUUAGUCUCUUCUGAAAGGAAAGUCUUUAGUGCUUUUGUUCAAAUUUAGGUUUAAAGAAGCACAAACAUGGUAUUAUUACAUUUAGGUCUUUAAAAGGCUGACAGUGUGCUACAUGUACAGGCAGACAGUUUUGAGUAAGGAGUUAUGUUGAUGCUGGUUGUUUAGGGAACAGGGGAAUGAUGAUAUUAUCUCGUGUUUUUGAGACAUGGUUGCUCUGUCUCUGUCUUUUUGUUGCUAGAAAUGAAGCCCACUCAUUAGACCUUCGUUUAUUGUGACUGUCAACGCACUUGUGCUUGUUCUGGUGCAAAAUCACCCAUCAGAUAGUUAUCUAAAAUGAAAAACAAAGGAUGUUUUGGUUGCAAGCCGUCCGACGCGAGCUCCUGCUCUCAGCAUGCUUGAUCAACAUGUGACGUUAUGAGGAGGAAUGCUGGAUGCCGAAAAAGGCCGGGGCGUUGGAUAAACAGAAACAUUCUCCCUCCGCUGACUCCUUUCUGAGAGCUGUGAGUCUCAUUCUUGUAAAAAAAAGACAGAGAGAAAAGCCGACUAGGGCUUUGUUAGUUUUGUGCAGCCUGGUGUGCCUGCAGCAGUGGAAGAGGGGAUCAUAACCCGUAUCAAAGUGAUUUAUUCAGGUCUGAGGCUGGCACGUCUUUGGGUUUAGCCCUAAUGCAUGUAGACCAUCCAAAUCCCUGAUACAAACCGGCGUAUUAACAGUGCCGCUGCUGACCUCACCUUUCAUAUCACUUCACUGAAAUCAGCAAACAAACCACAUCAUGCCACUUAAUCAGGUUUAUGCCACAUAAAAAUGGUUUCUCUGAAGAAACACACCAAAAAGUUUAGUUUUACUACCUCAGCAACUCAAACCAACCCUCUCCAAGACAUGACAUGUUGAAAGACUCUCUGUUUGCAGCCCACAAUAGGAGUGGCACCACCGUCCUGCACUGAAACAAUUCACCUUUUGUGUCAAGCAGAGAGUAAAGCCUCCCCACUUGUGUCUCUGAGAGUUCAAAGAGAACACAUACUACUCCUUCCCGUGUGGAAACCUCCUUUUCCUUGAUAUCCGCUAAGUCACCGUAUCAACUUUUCCGGCCUUGAUGCCCCGCGGGCAGUGUCUCAGCGAGGAGUUCAAUGCUCCUCUGUGGAAGUAAUCAUGAGACGUGGACUCCCUUUGGCCCUGUGAGCUUCCCAGUCAUGCUGACGUUAUGUUCUUGGCUCACGUACAACAUCCCAGCCGGACUGGAAAAGUAGAUUUUGGCCUAGAAACCUCCGCGCUCCAGCUUUUACUUCACCCCAUCAUUACUUGUCCUCUACUAUUAUACUGCAACAACAGAAGUAACCUUGAUAUGGUGGAUAGACACAGAUACAUGGAACUGAAUCACUUAAGAGGACGGCUCAAACUAACAAUUAUUUUCUUUAUCUCAAUUUACUGCUAAACUUUUGUCAGUAAAAAUACCACAUGUAAUUUUCUCUAACCAAAAGUGAUCUCUCAAUAUCGUUUGUUUGAUAAUGACUGGUUCACUUGACGAAGCUCUGCCCAGGGGACAGUGUUUGAUUGUAAUUUCAUGGCUAAUAACUUGUAGUUAUAGCAAGACAGAGCAAUGCACUGUGAAUAAAAACCUUGAUUUUCAGUUUGCAAAUAUUUCCCAUUAAAAGAUUUAUAACUCGGAGAAGUGCAAACUGCUCUGAGGUCCUAUAAAACAUGUUUUUCCUUGGCUCAACAUAUCUACCUCAGUCGUCUUCCAGCCCAGCAGUUCAAGAAUAUCGAAGCAAAAAAGCCUCUGUAACGUUUCUGUAGUUAUCUACUGUGGAAACAAUGCUUCAAUAAGGCAAUUUGAUUGGCUCCUGUGAUGAUGUAACAACAGGACUGAUUUGAAUUCAAGGGAAACCACUUCCACUACCACUUCUUAAGUAAUUUCACUUUCUCCUGGUAGUUUUGCUUUAUUGUCAUUUUAACAUCAUUUUGGCUCUAGUUGGUACUGUUUUAUUGGUAAAUGCAAUAAUGUUUUGAACAGCCUGUUGUUUGUGAACAACUUACGGACUCAAACUAACUAGCAUGUUUAGUAGAGUUGUAGUCCAGCGUUUUGGUUGCCCAGAGAAAAACCCAAUCACCCACACUGGUGUUGUUUUUGCUUGCUAGUGUAUCAGAAUAGGAAAUAUAGAGCUAAUAUAAGCAGCACUGUCAUACUGUUUUGGGUGUUUGGCUAAGUUUGGACUUGAGGAACUUCAACCAACCUAAAAUUAGUCAUUAUAAACACUGUAGUCCUUUAACAUGUCACACUUAGUAAGUCAGUGCUUGAAUUCAAGUACAAAUUGGUCAUGAUUUUUGUACUUUUCCUCUUGGCAUUUUCUAAAGAGGGUUUGGAAACCCAAAAGACGAAAUCUUCUCUGGGUUCCUGCGGUCAGAAUAAGCUCAAGUUCUCACAGCUCUGCCAACUAUGUCUCAAUCUGGGCUCAAGGGCUCAAACGCCUCUGCAUGGUUGGGUGGGAGAGGGUCGAUUUCUGCUGAGAGGUUAGGGGUGUGGAUAGGAUCAGCUGGAAUGACUCUGCGAAACUAAACACGCUGUUGGGGUCUCGGUUGGUUGUUGCGGUUUGAGCAGAUCCUCCAAGAAGACAGAUGUAGGAGGAGCCUGAGCAGACCAAAGAGCUCUUCUCUCUCCUCCACGUCAGCGAUCCCUGUGACCAGAUGCUAAAUCACAGCCAUGACACCACAGGAAACACUUCUCUGCUGCCCCAGUACGAAGAAGGAUGCUGCUUCCUGAGCGCUCAUGCCCAGAUUAGUCAUGUUUUCCUUCCUAUCUGACCUUUAAAAAAAAGCAGAAGUCAUGAAUGGGACAUUGAUAUUAAUAAUCCUGUUUGCAGCAUAAUCCUGUUAGGCAGCGUUGUGAGGCAACGUUUAGUCAUAAAAGGAGCCGUCAUAUCAAAUUCUAUAGAAGUGAGUCAACACCUACACAUCUGGGACCAUUUUGGAACAUGUGUUGAGGAAUAAUAAGAUUAAUCAGAAGCAGAUGAAGGGUUGAUCUUUUCCUGACUCAACAAUAAGCACAAAUAAUCCAGAAUCAUCCAGUUUUUAGCCACAAUAUCUCAGUCAUGCGCCUUCAAAACAUCAAUCUUAUUUUGUUUUUCAGUGCUCUCAGGGGCCGCUAAUGCAAACAUAGCUGCUGCCUCUGCGAUUUAUUCAGAAAUAAAUCAUUGUUAUACAAUUACAUAGUCGCACACUGUCAUACAAGGGUGAUUUCUAUAGAUUUUUAAAGAUUUCUUCAUGAUUGUUCACAUGGUUUUCUACCUCAGGGACUUCAACUGGAAGUAUAUUUCAUGACCAAGCCUUAAAACCUUCAGGAAAGUUGGGGCCGCACCUUUCUACUACUAGCUGGAGCUGCUAUAGGACUCUACUACCUGGAUGUAAACAAGCACAGAGGACAGAUGGCACUUUCUUAUUGCAGAGAAUGGAGAUCCAGCUGUUUGUAGGCUGUGUGUGCAAUGUGUAACCAGCUCAGUUGAUCAUGCAUGGUGGUGCUAGCUCUGCUAUAGGCCACACUGUUUACCUGCAGACUCUGUGAUCCCAUUUUAAGCUGUUUUAGAUCACUUUCUUGAGACUGGGUUGUUUGAAAUUAGGUGAAAUCUCCUGUCAGGAAAUUUCUGAUCGGUUAUGAAACAGACUCAAAUGAGCGGUGAUGAAUCUCUGUGAUCUACAAAGGCAAAUGAGAGCAUUUCUGACAAGACUGGCAAUCUCUAUAUUGGAGUUUUUAACUCUUGCAACUGAAGAAACAGCUUUAGUUAUUUUUCCCAUUGCAAAUAUUCAGUGAGGUUUAGAUUUCACUAUGAAAAGACAACACAAGGAGACUUUUUGCCUGAGACAAAAUAUGAUAUUCCACUGAUAUAUUACAGCAUGUUUAAUUCAUAUCAGAAUCAGACGAGCUCUGAUUUUUUCUGCAGUAUAACCGAUUAGUUUUGGUGGCAGCAUCCAGCCAAAUUGACCACUGGCUGUCGUGUGUUUAUUAUUGGGGGGGGUUCUGGUAACAUGAUCUGCUCUGCUCUUAGAAAAUCAAACUGAAGAUUCACUUUGAAGAAUCAGACGUCUACAGUAUUGAUUUUUUCCUCAGGGCAUGCCCUCUCCUCUGCCUUCAUCCUGCUGCUCAAUCAGAUUUGACUUUCUGGAGCGUAGGCUGUCUAUUAAAAUUUAAUUAACUAAUACGACUGCGGCUUUAUUCAGCUUUGAUUGCUGCAUAUUUGCUGUACUUGCUUUAAAAAGAGACCUCCAUAGGCUUGAUUUUCUGCCCUCCAGGAACACGAUGCAUAAAUAUGUUUACUAUUUAACGAUCGAAAACAUGAUUUUCUUAAAGCGCAUUGUUUCAGCUCCUCGGACAGUCAGCUGUUUCUGUUCGGUCUUGGCCCGUUCUGUCCUGCUUGUACUGGAUGUUUUUGUUGAUGUGAUCAUCCAACCUCCAGGGAACCACAAACAGAUGCAUUCCUCCUCUGCAGCUUUGAAGUGCAUGUGUGCUGUUCUGUGUGUGUGCAAAUAACAGCCCUGAUGUAGCUGGUAUCUAACAUGUGUGCCCACUUAAACACAUACACACACAAAUACACUUGUCACUCACCACUCAAAGUCUUGGUCAUAAGACCCGCCGGCUCUGCUGAGACCUAAUUUAUCUUGAAGAGAGGACAACAACACUCAUAAAGAUAAAAACAUUCUUGUAAUGAGCAGGGCGGCCAUCUUGACAAACAUCAGAUCUGACAAUGCUUCAGUCUUUCUUGUGUAGCGAUGUUUCAUCAUGUGUUGAGAGUCAGAUGUUUCCUCCUCUGUCUCUUUGUCUUUUCUUCUCAACCUAUGAAAGUGUUUUUCUGCUCGGCACAGAGAGCUCUUUGAGAACAGGAAUGAAACCUGUUACUCUGCAGCCUUUCCUGCUGCAGGAGUCGAUUGAUUACCUCUGCAGUCUCCGAGAGUGACGCCGCUCUGCCUCCACCAGUACCCACGCAGGGAUGCAGUUACCCAUCUAGCAGCCCACUGGUUUUGUUUUAUGUCUGAAAACAUCCCUGAAAAACUCGAGAUGAAGACCAGACUGCAGCAGAACACAGUGUAUUUUUAACCUUGCAGCUGGUCUGGUUUUUCUCUAGUUUGGAGGACUUUUGGUUCGGCAAAUUUGUUGUGUCUGUAAAUCAUUUAAAAGCAGCCUGACCUCAGUGAAGUCAAUUGGUGUCCUCUGGCUGAAACAGCUCACAUCUAAUGUUUCCACCCUAAAACUACACUUCAUCAGCUUUUUAGCAACCUUUUCCAAUCGAUUAAAGGCACUGUAAGUGGUUGACUCACAGACGGAAACUGAUACAGAGGCCUCUUUAUGACCUCUUACACCAAACAAGAACAUCGGCAAUGAGUCUGAUAACUUCUCUGAUCUAAUUUAAGAUGUCCUAAACUGCUACGAGGGGGUGGGUGUUAAACCGGAUGAUUGACAGAAUGCAGAAGGAACAGGCCUCUUCAUUUUUACACCUCUGUUGUACGUAGACAACAACAGAUAGGACAUAUCAAUUUGUCCACAGGGGGCGCUCUACACAGUUAAACAUUUGUAAGUUUGAAAUGUUCUGUUUGCCUCAUGACUUUUAAGCAUUAUACCAUCAACAAUGGAUGACAAAGGACAUUAAAAACUUACAUCUGUCCCCUAAAAGCAUCAAGGCCCAUGAUAUGAUGAUAACUAUGAGUGAUAUUGUGUGUCAAAUACACUAAAAAAGAUGACCACACUUAUGUUUAUGUGAGUAAAAACACUGAAUCAUAAAAGUCAAAACAGAAAUCUUGUUAAAAAAAGGGUUUUACACAUUAUAGGGCUGGGCAAUAUAUCAAUUAAUUUGCAAUUGUAGUUUUGCAAGUUUUACAAAAAUGAAUAUUUCAAAUUUCUCUGUAACUUCUACUUCUCCCAGCACUCCUGUCGUUCAUGCCCGCCCCUCGUUCACCCCCCUGCAGAGACAAACGCGCACAAUAAGAACAUGGCUGUUAGCAUAAACGUAGAGUUUCCUCCCAAAACAGCUCAGUCUCAUCAGUCGAUGGGAACUGCUUUGGUUUUGCGAUAUCACACCUCAAACAAAUCACAGUACUUUGAGUCAUAAAUUGAGUUUCUUUAACUGGGAGAUUUUACUUUUCGUCAAUAUCGCUCAGCCCUAACACAUUAUCCAAAACACAAAAAGCAAUUUAAUCAAACUUUCCUUCAUGAUUUUCGCCUUGUCAUUCGUGUCCUCGCUAGCCUUUUAACUUGAAGUGUACUUAUUAAUAGAGGCAGAAAACAAUUUUAACUUUCUGAUGCGUAAUUAUUUGUGUUUCUCUUUCCUGGUUGUCAUGGCGUUAUUUGUUGACCUUCUGUGACCAACACCGCACAGCCCCUCACAGCACUGAAACCAGACCUCCGCUGAGAUUAAACUUAGUCCAUCAUCACACCUCAACAGGCUGCCAGGGCAACAUUAGUCAGCCAGACGGAGUUAUGCCCUACUUCUCAGUCCAAAACAUGAGAGUGGAGGGUCAGCUGUGGACUACAUGCGCUUGUGGUGACUUUAAUCCGUUUUUGAUGACACAAAAAAAAAGACCACACCUUGGUUUUUAGUAAAUAUUGACACCAGGUUACUUCAAACUUUUAUGGGACUUGUGGAUAUGGAAUACACUCUGUUUUCUUGACCUUAUAAAUAGUUUAAAUUGCGGAAAAGAAGAAGAAAACUGUGUAUUGUAACUACAGUAUUGCUGCGGUGAGCGGUCAGGAUCUGAAGGAGGCCGGUGGUCUGCAGUAAUGUGAGAAAUAAACAGAACUCAGAUCAGCUGCAGUGCGACUCACUGUCGCUGCAGAUCUUUGUUUACUUCUUGUUCCUGCCUUUUGUUCCCCUUGUUGCCUCUUCGUUAUGUAACCGUUUCUUUAGCUUUACAGAGCUGACCAUUGUUUCUGAGUUAUCUGUGCGAGUAUUGAAGAGAUCAUCGUCAUCGUACACAAACAACAGAAUAGAUCGGUUGCCCAGUAGCUCAGGAAAAGUUUAUAUAACAUUUAGUACGCCUCCUAUUGCAAAACCAGAGGUAUAGAGUUUGUACAAAUGAGCGAAAAUGUUCAUUCCUUCUCCUGCUGAUAAGAUGCCUAUUCACAUUGAGUGCCGUUCCUUCAUUGCUACAUCUUAAAGAUUACCUAAGGAUGAAGUCAUGACUGGGGAAGUGAAAAAUACCCCUGACUGCAGCCACAGUCACAACAAACCACGCCUGAGCUAUUUUCUCUGUCUCCUAGAAAAGCCUUUAUUUCACAGCAGCCAUUUAAAAAAAAGCUUUCCAAACUCUCCCCCAUAUUCCUCCUUUCUGACCGCAUCACCUUUAACCUUAUUUUUAGUAUCCACAUUUCACUUGUGAAUAACCAAAAAGGAAAGAGUGAAUAAUAGAUUAUCAAUUUAUGAUUCAUGUUUGGCUCCAUUUAAUGUCUUUGUGACUGGGUAACCCACUUCUUUGUGGCUAAAAGCAUCUGGAGAUCCCUCCUGACUGAAGCCGAGUGGCUCACAUCCUGUUUGUCGUUCUGACUGAACCUUUUCAGCUUUAACAUUCAGACUUAAGAGCUGUCUUUUGUUCGUGGUUUUUGCUGUAAACGGCUUUGUCAGCUUUUUCCAAGUAUUCAGAGUCAACAGAAGGGCUGCGAUAAUGAGAGAGUAUCAAACACAACAAUUUGAACUCUAAUACACCAUCAUCUUGUGCCCUGAAGAGUUGGCUUUUGCUUCUUAGAGAGAGUGAAUAAUAGGGCUGGGACAAUAUGCUUUUCUCCUGAUUCGAUUCUUCUAUGAGUUUUUGCAUGCCGAUUUGAUUUAAAUUGCGAUUCUACAAUAUUGUCGAUUUUCUCGACUUUUAGUCUGCAUUUUUUUAACACCAGUGAAACAGGUGAAUGAUUAUGAUUGUCUCCUGACUAUUCCAGGAACCAUAUGUUUCCCCCAAAAACUACACAUCACAUGUAAGUCAAUUUUUAAGAUUUAUUCUUAAAUUUGAAAUUCUAAAACAAAAAACUGUGAUACUUAUAUGAAUCGAUUUUUUCUCCCACUCCUACUAAAUAAGUCUUAUCGGUUUGUUAUAGGAAGAAAAACCACUGAAGUUACUUUAAACAGUUUCUAUUUUGCUGAAAAAUUGAGUUCAUCACUUGCAAAUCUCAACUGCAGGCAGUCAGCUACUUGUCCAGCUCCUAAAUAUUUGAACUUUUAGAGGAUUUUGUUUAAAUUAAACACAAUUAAUACAUGAAUGACAUGUUAUUUUCAUUAUUUACAACAUAAAAAUGAACAGGGAUAACUAGCUUUCCUCCUCAUAUACUGUCCAAUACUUCUCCUUUUUUUUCAGCUGGCUAUCAUCAACCUAGCUUUGGGAUUACAUUAAGUAUGUUGACUUAAUGUUUUUGUAGGAGCUAAGUCGAUACUUAAAGCCACUGAGAUGCUUGACCUGGAGUAACCUGGUUGACGCGCUGCGCUACUGAGUUUUACCGUGAGUUGUGAUGAUCAUUGAAAAUCCAGACGCUAUUCCUCAGAUUCAGCAAACAAAAGAUUUAUUGUGAUGAACAUAACCACUUUAUUCCUUAGCCCUCAGAUAACAGGACAGCAACACCCAAGACACACGAAGUGAACUGCAACUCAUAAAAUGUAUCUCAGCAAGAUAUUUGGCUCCUACGGUUUUGAACCAACUAAGUAGCCGUUUGAGCAAAAGUGUUGACAUAGCUAGCAGGGCGUUGCUGGCUAAAACUGAUUUAAAAGUCCUCCAAACUAAUCGAGAGGAAGUGAUUCGCCUAAAGGGUUGACAAGUUGCGAUGGAUGUAAGGUUAAUAGACAAUAGCAACAUGAGCUUGUAGCAGCCAUGUUCACUGUAAACGAGACUUGUACUUUCAGUGAUUUAGAGAGAAAACAGCCGUAUCGUCCAGAGCAGCUGACACGCAGAGCUCUGUAAUUGAAACCUGACUGUAAAAUAAAGGUCUCUCUUCUUUCAUCAGUAACCGGCCACAUUUCUUCUCCUCCUCCUGUGACAGUGAUUAGAAGCUCAGUCUGUACGUUGUUGUUACUUGUCGUCGUGACCUGGAGCUCAUUACAAACACAGCUGCUGGUCGGCUGUCCCCUUGCGGCAUUAACAGGAGAAUCAGAGGGUUCAAAGGUUCGAGAAGCAUGUGGCCUGAAGUUAUCUGUACCCUCAGAGGCUGCUGUGGUGUGGUUGAAAUUUUGUUUGUGGGCUUUGUUGCCUCAUGCAUGCUUGGAUUUAGACUCAUUGACCUUUUGGUUUAGUCAGGACUUGUUAGGAUAAGGAUAUAGCUGAGGAAGACUCUUUUAUAUAUCUUUUCGAACCUCAAUUUGACUUAAAUUUGAUGAUUAUUUUGUCUCAUGAUCUCUAAAAUCCUUUACAGAGGCGUGCGUUUUGGCUGUUGUUGCUUUUAGCACCAGUAUCCCAGGAAUGUUCUUCCUCUGCUUUUCCCUUGGGCGUGGAUACUUGUUGCCCAAGAGUGUUUCCGUUUCGCUAUCCAUGGAGGAAGAGGUGGUGGAGGCGUCCGACAAGGACACAUGUGCCUUCCAACAUUAGAUAAAAAUGAGCAAAAUGCCUCAUUUUGAUUGAAAUCGUACAAAUUCUUGGCCUGACUUAAUCUGCGUUGAUGCAGUUAGUGGAAGUGAAAUCUCGCAGACAUUGUGAUGCAGCUUUUACUACACAUACAGUAUUAAUCUCCGCUCUUUUAGGAUGAGUAUAAUCCUUUGAUUCCUUGGCACAUGCAGGCCGUGUGCAUACACAUACAAAAGACACACAUUCGCUGUGUAAACACGUGCAGGGGAAAUGUGGAUACCAGGGAUUCCUGAGGUUGGCCUGACCCAGAUCCAGCAUGUCCCGCUCGUCACAAAGACACACACAUGCACACUCACAUAUAUAUGUAUAGCAUGCAUCACUCUAAACAAUAGGGUGUGACCUGCUUUUGCACGAAAUGGGUCUCUACACCCUUCCUCCUUUUGAAAAUGACCAAUUAGAGAGGUGGUUUUCUCUUUUUACUGCAGCUACAAUCCUGCAAACCCGUAAACAGGAAGACAUUUAGAAAACAAACAUAUUUAAAGCUCCUGUGAGGAGUUUUUUACAUUGAUGAUAUAGAUUGAAAUUCCUGUUUAUGAUAUCCAAAAGCAAACGAGACCAUCAGCUGGUCUGGAUCAUGGUCCAUGUAAAAAAAACCUGAUGUAACAAUGCUGCGUUCCAGUUGUACUCGGAAGUUGGAAUUUCCGAGCUCCGAGUUGGAAAUCCAUCUGGAACGGCCCCCUGAAGUCGGAUUUCCAACUCGGAAAGUCGGACGAUCGUCAACAAUCCCGACUUGAUGACAACGUCACAGUCUAAGAUGGUAGCACAGUGCAAUGACAGUAAAGAGUAACAGUGAAAGUAUUAUUUAUUAGCACUUCUGUUUUGUUUUUGUGAAAUUAAAUAAGUGGUAUGUGUUGUACCGCCCAAUGUCUAACUGUGAACAUGGUGCUAUGGCGUUUGUAAGAGUAAAAUACUGUCUUAUGUGUUGUUUACAACUAGUAUAGCUAACAACUGCUAACAACAGCUAACAACAGCUAACGACAGCUGACAAUUGUAAACAACAGCUAACAAUGGCUAACAGUAGGCGUCCAUCUUGGUUUUCCGACUUGUUUACUGGAAUGUCGUCAACUUGGGUGUAGCGUCAUUCCCAGCUCUGACUUCUGAGGUAACUGGAACGCAGCCUAAGACUGAGCCCCAUCUUAUAAGAUCCCAUCACAUCUUAAACCACAUGAGAGCAGCUCUUCGCAGCAUUUUGCAAGUUACAGCAGAGAGGAAAAACUUCGUUUAACAGGCAGAAACCUCGAGCAGAACCAGACUUAUGUUAGAUGGUCAUCUGUUGAGACUGCACAGGGUUUAGAGAGGGGAGAGAUGGACAGAGGUGAGAUUGAUGCAGGUAGUUGGAACGCAGGCAGAUCCUCAGCAGCGAUCCAGAGGAACCUACAACAAGAUGGAUCUCAGGGACUCCCGAAAAGACUGUUUGUUAGUGACUCUAAUGGGACAUGAUGAUUUAAAGUUAAUGACACAGACAGAAAGAGGAUAGAGAAGGAGAGAAAGAAGCUCAAUAACCCCUGUAGGUAAUCUUGUCUAAUAACCAACAUGGAAAAGAUUACUUCAUUCAGAGGUUUUCUUUAUUGGUUUAAAUUCGCUCUAACCGUUCUCAUUGUAAUCCAAUUCACAGAGACCUGAUACUUACCCACCAAUGAGCAGGGACCUGGCAACAGUUAAAAGACAAAAUGUCCUUUUUACUGGCAGAAACCUCAAGCAGAUAGAUACCAGACUUACUGGGAGACGGGCAUCCAAGACAGACAGACUGAGAUGGAUAAAGAUAAACAAACAGAGAGAGAGAGAGAGAGGGAGAAAUACACGCUGCAGCAGAAAUAACAACAGAUAAUGCAGACUCAGAAGUUAUGCCAGUAAAAAUAGUAGAAACAUGACCAGCGUAAGCAAAAACAAACGAAGGGAGAAGACUCAGAGCAGGAUGGAAAAAUAUCAUUUGCUUGGGUUACAAACUAGGGACAGUUAAGUCCUGAUGCAUGAUAUGCUUUCUACUAACCAUAACCUUUGGUCAUGACCUACAAACGGAGGGCUAACAGGCUUAUCUUGACCGCAAAAGCACUUUUUAGCUGUGUCAAAAUGCACCCACUUUUAAUCGCAUGCAAGGAAAUUCCCCCAAGUGCAUCAGCACAAAUAUGUAAUUCAGUCCUCGAAUUUUUGAUUUCAGGUUUUUAUCAUCCCUGUUUUAUUCCAGUUUCUCUACUUUCAGGUGCUCGUUUGAAAAAGUGCUCUCAAAAGGACUUUUUGUGAAUGAAGUGUUAUAAAAGCAUCAACAGCCAUCGUUUUGAUUAGUAUUAGUAGGUCAGGAGAUUUUCAUUGACCCUCAUUAAUGAACUUAAUGCGGCUAAAUUUAGCUCCAAGUUUGGCAGGUUACCAGCCCCCGAUUGAACACUCGUCUGUGUUGUUUUUAUGUCAUCGGUUGAAGCAGUUUUAAUGUCAGAUGGAUUUAAUCAACCAAUGUGGGCCCGAACACAAACAAAGUUCAGUUUCCUGGCUCGCCCCUGCCGUUAAAUCUGGUGAAACACAUGCUGCAGUUAGCGGUCACUGUGCCGUCGCAGGGUGCCUCGACAGAAGCCAAACCCCUUUUAUGGCCGACAUUCUCAGUAUGGUGCUUAACGCUAUUUAUAAACCCGGUGUCUGUCACAGUGGCACAGAAACCUGAGAUGGCUGAGAAGAGACGAGGACCUGGAGGGAGGAGGAGGAAGAACAGAGGGAGGGGGGGCAGUGACGGGUGAACAUCAUGCUGAAUUUGUGUUUCUGUGUUAAAUGGGGCCUGUCACACGGGAGGCUGAUCACAAGACGAGAUAUUCUUGUUGACAUGGCACUAGACAUGUAUUUAUGCAGGGCUGCGUGGACUGUUGUUGUGGUUGCAAAGGAACACAUAACAAGCUUGCAUAUAAUAAAUAAAACACGUCUCAUAUUGUUAGAAAUUAAGCAAGUUGUUAAAUUUGAAGCAAUUAUGAAAUUUGACUAAUUUAUUCUUCUUACUGUUUUACUUAUUUUUAAGGGAUAAUUGAUCUCAAACUUUUGAAAAGUACAAUAAAUCAUAUUAGCUGCUAUCUGCUAAUCAUUGGCACACUUCUUAUGCUGUGUCUGGGACCAUUUUGGACCACUUCAAGUAAGCCGAAUUGUCUAUCAGCACUUCCUCUUUGCAAAAGUAGUAAUGAUUAUUGACAACUAUCACUGAAUUUCUUUGAUUUUGAGAAAAGUUGAAAACGUCAUGUUUUUUAAAUGAGGUUCUGUAGGUGUGAGGCGCAUGUUUCCCAAAGGAUUCAAGCUGCAAUAGAAAAUGGUAUAUCCAUUAAGUCGAAGUACUACUGUACCUGAAAAUAUGGUUUCCUGUCUCUCCAUCCAUGUUGGACUCAAUCAUAAGAGGAGGUGCAGUUAUUCAGUGCUAAGUAUUUACAGCUUUCUCAGUGUGUUAAUUUGCACAUUUGUGUUGAUAAUUUGCACAAGCAAGGAUGCUACUCUUAGUAAAGACUCAUAAGCUCGGUGAUGCUACCUCAUUAGCAGCAUCUGUUUCAAAUAUCUUCCAUGAGCCAUCAAAAGCUAUUGCUACCACCAGACCAGCCACGUCUCCAGCAGUGAGACACUUCAGUCAGUUUAAUCCAGUAAAACUAAACUUUAUCGCCCACGAAUGAACAUUUUCUGUGUCUCUCUUAAAGUUUAUUCUGUGGUCUUGCUGUUACAUGACUCCAGUCAUCACUCCCCCUCUUACAGUCACACACAACAGCCACACCCGUGCUGGGCUUACUGUAAUAACUGGUUUAAGUCAAGUUUGCUGAACUUUGCUGAGUCACAUGAGGGAUGUCUUCUCUCUGUCUUUCUUUUAUGUUGCCUUUUUGUGCAGUUCGUCAUAGUCAUGCAUCUGCCUAAUUGCAUACUAGAUAAACAACACUAUAUACAUAAAGUAGGCUAAAGUUGGACACAGAGAGGUUACAUUCGUUCGAAUCAAAUUACCAAUAAUCAAGACAUUGAUUGAGUAUAUUUAAAGUAUAUAAAGAUGACACAUGCCAUGAGCAGUGUCUUGCUUUUAGCUUGUAGUUCAAGUCAAGACUUUGGCAUAAGUAGCGAUGCAUCGAUCCAAUAUUUUAUAUCAGUAUUGGUCCCUAUAUUGAAGAAAUUCUAGAUCAGGUAUUGUGACAAUAGGCCAGAUGCAUAGGGGACAAUCUAUUCAGUCUAACUCUGUGCUAUGCGCCAUGAGUGGCAUCCACAAGUAAACACGCUGAGCGGAUGCCCACAUUGUUUUCAAAAUGGAGCGAGCAAAAGGGGUCUGCUACCUUGAACUUUAUCACAAUACCUCAGCCUACAAGCUGGACGGCCGCCUGCAAUUCCUGCACGGUGAACGUUCUGAAGGGCAGUGGUAAAACUUAAGGUUACAUCAAAAGGUAAUUCAUACAUGCAGCUUUUCUGUAUUGGCAUUGGAUUGGUAUCGGCCAAUACUAAGCUGUAGAUUUCAGUAUCAGUAACGGAGGUGAAAAAAGCGGAUCGGUGCAAUUCUAGGCAUUUAGGAAAAACAAUUAGUAUGGAGAGCAAAAUAAGGCAGGACAUAAUCUACUGUAAUGAAAUUCCGUCUCCCAUAUGGGGUGUUUUGAUUAGUAUUUUUUUAUUAACAGACAUUUUGAAGCAAGUGCAGCUAACAAGCCUUUCUAGAUUUAUAAAACAAAGUCAACUUCAAGCAAAAAAUCUGUUUGAUGCUGUGUCCUGAAACUCAAAGCCAUUCUCCCUGGUGGUGUGUGUCACUGUCAGAUAAUUAUUGAAGGACUUUUAGACUUAUGUUAAAAAAUUCUGGAAACUCAAACGAUCUUUGUCGUCCCUCUCUUUCCUCAGUGCCUCUCACGUCCAUUUAAGGCUCCUGAAGGAGUUGAAUCCAAAAAGUGAGCCUCUCUCAGAGAACAAAAUAAUCUUCUCAAGUAAGCAGGGACAUCGCAAUCCUCUUUUUGCCAAAUCCUAAUCCUUUUUUCAACACCAGGUACAAGCAGUACCAUCCCGACUCAACAGCAUCUUUUUGCCCUCUUAUCCGAACACGCAUGGGGCUCCUGGCCAUAUCCUAUUAUUCCUCAAUUAGGAUUCUGUAGUAGCCGCCUGUGCAUUAAGCUCCACGCUGAAGUACAGUGGGGGUAGAUGGACCCGAGCCAAGUGUUAAUCUGUGAUUUAUGCGGUUCGGUGAGCGUUUGGACGGGCCUGAGGAGAGCGUCAUGCUCCAUCUGCCCACUGUUGGCUGCCUCUCACCUUCCUAACUGGCUGUCUCUGGGCUCCCUCGUCAUUAUUCCUCUGGCUGUCACUGUCUUUAUCUCCUUCCUUUUUGUCUUUUUAAAUCCUGCGCUCCCUUUCCCCCCUUUGUCAUUAUAAAACAGGCCGCUGCACCAUUUCCCCUGCUCUCUCUCAUUGUCCUCCAGCUCUCCGUUCUCGACAAAUCACCCCCUCACUCUCCACGUGUCCUUGUAGAAGUGUACAUUUUGUUCCCUUUCUUCUUCUUCUUCUUCUUCUUCUUCAUUUUCUCGUUCUCGCUCUUCUUCUUUCUCUUUCACUUGCUGCAGUCUCUUGAGUCUCUCCACUUCCAGAGAAAGUGUAGAGAGAGAGAAGCAGCAGCCGAGCAGACAAACUCAGUGACAGCAUCAGCGGGGCAGCGGGGUGUGCAAACAAAGUCAAAGCAGGGAUUAAAACAGGAUGUUUUUUGAGGCUUUUCCUCUGCCUCACUAAGGGUCAGAGUUCAGGAAGUUAGGCCUCAUGACCGGAUCUGUGUGGAGACUUCAGUGGUGCUCACUUUAGGAAACUUUUAAAGGCCUUGGAGUUGCAUAAAACAUGAAUGAAAGGCUUGAUUGAUCUAAAGAUUCAAAGGGAACUUUAUUCGCUUUACAUGUCAGAGUCUAUUCUGAAGACGUAGGAAACGCCAAACAGCUGCUGAAAGAGUCGUUUUGAUGUCUUCUGUCUUCUGGAGGAAAUUUGGUUUGAUGUUGCAGAAAUACAUCACAGCUUCUGGAAACAUCCAAGUUUGAUAAAGGUAGAGCUGCAACAAAUAGACUCUUUGGAAAUGAACCGUCAAGGGGCACCUGUGGAGGCUACAUAGUUAAAUCAGUCCUCCAUAUAAAGAGGCUACAGUCCUCACCGCAGUUGUUACAGGUUUUACUCACAGCCUCCACCCUUUGCUCCCUACAUUUAUCACCCCUCUUGAGAUAUUCUGUCAAAAAAAGACCCAGCAGUCACUUAAAGGUCAAACACACAGUAACACCAAGUUAGACACCCCUUCGCGAGAUGAGUGUUGCCAACUCCUUGCUUCUCUAGUUAUACCAACUUUAGAAACGACAGCACGAUAGCAAUACACAGGGGUCUCAGGAGCCACGUACUCGACUAAAACGCCACUCUAUAGCCACAAAUAAUGCUCAGAACAGCACCUAACUUCAUCAACAGUACAUACAGGGUCCUAGCCAUCAAAUAUCUUUUUAACUUUGCCUGAUUUCUUUAGCAAAGAGACUAAACACAACUCAUCUACUCUCUUCCAGCAGCCGCUUGUUUGUAGCGAGACCUCGGGCCAGUCCAUUACAGGACUACAGCAGGGUAACACAGCUCAAGGAAGAACAUUUAUGAUCAUUUCCUUAAAGUAAUAAUCACCAUAUUAAUCAUUUUGUACUGCAGACACGGUAGUUCCUCUGCUGUAGCAUCUCGGUCUGAUUGCAUUUCCAUGAAGUAAUGAUCAUAAAUGUUCUUCCUUGAGCUGCGACACCCCGCUGUAGUCCAUAAUGGACUGGCCUGAGGUCUUGCUACAAACAAGCGGCUGCUGGAAGAGAGUAGGUAAGUUGUGUUUUGUUUCUUUGCUAAAGAAAUUAGGCAAAGUUAAAAAGAUGUUUGGUGUCUAGUACUAUGGCUGGGACCCUAUAUGUACUGUUGAUGAAGUUAGGUGCUGUUCUGAGCAUUAUUUGUGGCUAUAGAGUGGCGUUUUGGUUGAGGUUUGUUUAUGGCUCCUCAGACCGCUGUGUAUUGCUAUCGUGCGGUCGUUACUAAAGUUGGUAUAACUAGAGAAGGAAGCGGUCGGCAACAUUCAUUCUUUCAACAGGGUGUCUAACUCUGUGUUACGGUGUGUUUGACCCUAACUUAAAUUUACGCCGGAAUAUCCCUUUAAUAUUCAUCCUAAGUUAACCCUUCUCUCAGUCCUCUCUUGCUGAUGCGUUACACGAAAAAGCAAAACUAUUUAAACUGAAAAACAAAAAACAAUAAAUUACUGUUAAAAUCUUCUUUCUACUUUCAAACAGACCUGUUCCUUGUUGAUUUAACCAUGAGCGUUUUGUGUCUUACAGUAAAGUGGAGGGUGGCCCUCUAGGGGGGAUUGAACUCAUUGUCAUUAACCGUCCUCAUGACAAUCACUGUUUUCCAGUAAGAGUUGUUUCUUUUCAGAGGAGUGAGCUGAAACAGACUUACACCACAGCCUCCCGUGUCUCCGAGGCUCUCUGCUGUAUUUUCACUGCGAAUCUGCUGCUUCCUCUAGAGAUAACCGAGAUUUAUUCCCACACUGCAGCCUCACCCUCUGCUGGUGUGUUUCACGCUGUUGUCAGGAGGUGUUUUUCCUCCGAGGAGCUGAAACCCUUAAAGACAGGAGGAGGAGAGUUUAACACCUGAUGUGUAAUAAAGUGAUUUCUAAUGAGGCGGGAGUGUUGUGUUAAUAAAGUGUUUUCAAGGUUUACACUGAGAAGGUGUCAGCGGUAAAUGUGUAAACAAAGUAAUUAGUGUUUAUUGAAGAGAGUGAAGACUAAUGUGGACUGACAUGACAAAAAGAAGAGAUCAUUAAUGUUGUUAAAUAUCAGAUAAUUGGAUUAAAACAUCAACACCAAACAUGCAAAGAUGAAUAUUGUCUUUUCUGUGUCUUCCAGCUCUGCCCCUGCAGACAGACUCACAGUCCAUCCAGCAUGGGGACAAAACUUCAGAAAAGGACCCCCUGACUUCAGAUGACUCGGCCAUCACUGACCUCUCUCCUAAAACAGAUUCCAGCCCACAAACAGAGACCCCCACCAAGACAGAAGCCUCCUCCUCCAAGACAGAAGUCAGGCCCUCCACCCCGGGGAGCGGCAGCAGCCCACAGCCCAAGAAAGGUGAGCUUUUUGACGUGCUUGUGGGUCGUUAUCAGUCAUGAACGUACAAGAGCCAGGCCUGGUCUAAAUCGGAAAGACAUGAUUUUCCUGAAACUGUCAGAGAGUAAAAUCUGCAUCUUUUUACUCUGCUGGUCAUGUGACUGCGUGGGGUUGUCAGCUCAUUUGUUUCCUCGUCAAAACCUACUCAGUGUUAUUGUUCAGUUACAACAAUCAAACACAGCAGUGCCUCCCACAUCCAAGAAACAAUUCACGGUACAAUACAGAGGAGUUAAGGAGUCGAUUGGCAAGUAUGAAGAAGAUGUUGAUCGAGCCAGAGCGUCUUAACCUCUGUAGCUGAGGUCUGAUCUUGUUUGGAGGUAAACUAGACACCUCAAACAUGUGAAACUUACUCUUUUGUGUCCUAAUGGGAGUUUGAGAGAAACUAAAACCACCUUUUUCAUAGAGGACAGGCUGUAUAAAGUGGAAGAAGACUGAUGGAGGUGAAGGAAGGUGUGAAAGGACAAUCUCACGCUGUCAAGUCUUAACCUUCACUCCUGUUAGAUUUCUUUUCCUCUGCGUAUGAGCCAGAGCGAAAGAGUACAGCCAUGUAGAAAACUCUCCUAAAGGUGGGGAGGGAGGAAAUUCAGGUUGCUAUGGAGACCGUGCCGAAGUGCUGCAGGGUCCUCUGUUAUUGGUUGAGAAAGUGCGGCAUACAUAGUAGUACACAGAGCGAGGAGGAAGAACGACUGCAACGAGGAGACGGGCUGAGCAGCGAGCACCCCAGGGGUCCUGAUUUUAAAGCAGCAAAGUCGUGACUUUUCACGGCCCGUGUUUAGUAAAAAUGGAGAAACAUUAACCUUCAUGUUUAAUCAGUGCACGAUUAAAAUUCAUUCAGAUAAAAACUGCAGGUGAGGAUGGCUGAAAAGGGCCUUCACGUUACAGUAAAAACGGUCAGUUUGAGCAGCAGUGGAGCUGCACUGACCUUGAGACUAACAGAAGUUUUUGUAGACGGAUCUGUGAAGACUCAGUUCAGCCCAUUUUCAAAUAUUAUGUAGUAGUUUUACUCAAAUAUAAGUUAAUUCAAAUAAAAUCAAUUCAGACAUUCAGGUUUACUAAUCUGCAUGUUCAAUCUCUGCAUAUAUAUCCUAUGAAUUUAAUUCCAUUUUUUAAAAUAAAUUGGAAUUUUAAGACCCAAAAGAGAGUGGGUUUCCAGUCCAUUGCAUUUUUGUGAAUGUUUUCAAUGGUCAUAGUAUCUUAAACUCAGUAUUAUGUUGUUUCUGUUUUCACUUAUGGAAGCCUAACCAGGGACAAGGGUCGAAAAUUAAAAAUUAGUAAGCACCAGUGAGGAGCUUUUUUUGGAAUCAGUGAAAUGGACUGAAAUUCAUGUUGAUACCUUUUUAUGAUAUUUAAAAGCAAACAAGAUCAUCAGUGACAGGGAUGACUGUUUUUGUUUUACAAUUUUAAAGGCCUGAAACUGGUGUGAGGAGGUAGGUGUCAGCCAAACAGCUAAAAAGACAACUAUGCCCUUACUUUUUUCUUAAGUUUUACCAUAAAUGACACAUUUACUGUCAAAAGUCUUCAGGAUGAGAUUUUUGUCUGAACACCACUGAAAUAUUUAGAUGACAAACUUAACAAAGGCUGUUUUUUCUGCUGAUUGACACAAACUAAAAGUUCCUUACAGGAGCUUUAAGUUAGCUGAAAAUAAAGGAUGAUAUAUCGGGGUCUGUAAAGUAUAUAAUUAUUUUUUUUUCACGUUUUUAACUCCUACGUUUCCUCAGUCUUUAAUUUCUCUUCUGUAUUUAUCGCUGCUGUGAAAUUUUGGAAUUUCCCUUUGUGGGACAAAUAAAGGAAUAUCUUAUCUGAUAAAGCACGGUUAAAAAUCUUUGCAGCACACUGUCCUUGUUUCUCCAAAAUAUCAACACUGAAUAGUUUAUUUUUAUCAAACUGGAUUAUUUCAGUGGGGAAAAAAAUUCUUGAUUUUUGUAUUUAUAAAAGCAACAGUGACAUAUUUCAGGUGUUAUCAAAUCCUCUGAAUUUAGAUUAAACCAGCCUCUCUUUGCCGUUGCUGGGACAGGGUCCCCUAAAUCCCCUUCCUCGCCUCCUCUCUGCUUGGUCCUUGGGGAUCCUCAGACAUUUCCAGACCAGAUGGGAUAUGUAAUCCCCUCAGCGUGUGCUGGGUCUCCUCACAGUUGGAGUUAUUCCUGGUAAAAACCUCAAGAGGGAAGAGACUGGAGCGAAUCCUAAUCAGACGCUCGAACCUCAGCUGUCUCACUUAGAUGUGAAGCAGCUGAGGUUUGAAGAGGGGUCAAGAAGUUUUGAUUAGAUCCAAGUAACAGUGUGAGCAUCAAUUAAAACUGAUUGAUUGGAGAAGAAGCUGCUGUAAACUUUUACCCAGGUGACUUUUUCAACAAAAGGCUCAAAAUGAAAAGUGGAUCCAGCUGCUGAAAACCAUGUGACAGACACAGUUAGAGAUGAGCUGCUGGGUAUUUAGAGGAAGCUGAUGGAGACCAAAGCUGAGGUAGAAGAGGAGGGAAUUUUGGUGGAAACUUCACAUUAAUAAUAAUGUCACUGAUGCAAAAUGACGUUGGUUAUUGUCAUAAAUUUCCGUAUCUGUAAAUUUUCAGUAUACCGCCCAGCCCUAGAUCGAAGCAUGAUUAUUUUAAAAGGUUUAACUUUCAGCUUUAUUUUUCUUUCUCCUACAGAUUCAAUGAACUCAGAGCAGCGACAGAAACUCGCCAAGGAGCGAAGAGAGGAGAGAGCCAGAUAUAUCGGUGAGAAACCACAUCACUGUGACAUGUUUUGGGCUGAGCUCACUUUAUAAAACAAAUUGAAUUUUCCUCUAAAAGCCUCACGCUGAUGCAUGAAGUUGAAAUUUCCUGCAACCAACUUGAUGCAUGCACACUUCAAUUCCAACUUAAUGCAGUAUUAACUUCUCUUUUUCCUCUGUCACUCUGCUCUGGUGUGACUGACGAUUACUGUCGUCUCUUAUUGUUUCUCUUACACGGCUUUCAGAACAGCAAACUCAGCUGCAAGGUAAGCGGCUUCGCUAAAACCCUCACUGGCAUCGCAGCUCUCAUGCCAUUUGGGAAUAAGCAAUCUUGAUUAAGGGAAUCACAGCCAUUUUUUUGCCUUUAAAUCAAUGAAAACAUCAUUUCGCAGCAGCUCUUGAACCCUGUGAACCCUCAUCAGUGUCACUUUUGCUUUAAACGCUUCCUUCCUGCUCAUGUUAAGUUGAAAUUUCGCUUCAUGUUCCUCUGCAUUCCCACCCAGCGUGCAAAACCCGACACAUAUAAUCAGGGUUUGCUUCGUGGCUGCAGAAUGAAACUUUCCCCCUCUGAAGGAAAUACCCCAAAGACAUGAGAGGCUAAAUCUAGAUUUCAAACACACUUCUUCUCCCUGUGGAUGGAGGCCAAAGCAGAGCAGAGACGUCUCACAGAGCCAGAGGCACUUGGCGUGAAAAAUGAGCCGUCAUUAGCAAGAAUCAAGACCGGGCCUCUCAGACAGAUUAGAUUUAAUUACUACUUUCAUUAGCAUCGGUAAUUUGGUCAUGCUGCAGCCACACCGUCAGCAGUGAAAAGGGGAAUUCUGCUGCCUUUUCAUCGAUGAUAUCCAAGGUUACUCAGCCCAGCUUGAUUUGAGAUAAGUUGGUUUCUGUCUGUAAUAAAAGACAGAAAUCUAUCUGAACAUGUUAACAACAAAAUGCAUAUGAAAGCUUUAUGAUACAGCAAACACACAUCCAAUUUAUUUUGACAUAAAUGGAUUUUGGGGGGAAUUUGGUUUUAUGCAAGAUUGAAGACAGCUUUGACUCAUAAGUAAAGAUGAGCUGCAGAAUUCAGAACCAAACACACAAACAAGCGACAUUCUCACAGAGCUAAAUCGACUCAAAUGUAUCUCCAAGUCGUAGGAUUAUAAGAGCAACUUUACAUUCGUCAAAUCCGGCAUGUAACGCACCCUCAUCAUCUUCCAUCCUGACCUUUUCAUUGUUUUGUAAAGCAGGCUUAUCCUGAAGUGAUAACCAAACUGUACAUCCAAAAAUUCAAGGGAAAGGGAUUCGCAGCUGCCGUUCAACAUAAAGGGGGUUUAAUUUAAGAGGAUUGAUACUGUUUAAACGUUCCUCUGAGAAAUGAGCCGCAGCAGCGUAUGUGCAAAGACAAACUGGCAUCUGCUGGAGGCCGCUGUAGAGCCCAGCAGGAAACUUCAGCUUAUUUACUGUUAUCAGGAUUAUAGUGCAAUGAUCACAGCAUCUCCCAUCUGCUGCGCACAGGCUGUUUGGAUGUCUGCAGUCAGUGGAGGAGUUGAAGUGAUUUUAACAGCUGGAUUUGAAGACUUGACUUUGAAAUAGAGAAAUCACAGUUUUCUUGAAACAUUGAGCUCAUAGAAAACAUCUUUUGAAGUUGACUUUGACAGUAAGUUUUUUGUAAGAUUUGGCGCAGACUGACCUGAUCCCUUCAGGAUGUACCAUAAAAGCUUUUAUAGUCCCUUAUAGUUUCAUUGUAUGCCCUCAUCAGCUCAGUUUUUUGUUGUUUUGUGGCUUAAUACCCGCAAAGCUUUUGGCAUCACCUUUACUUUGUGUUUUGUGCUCAUUUGUAAAUACUGACAUCAUGGAAACGUGGUGAUUGUCACCACCUGAAAGCCAGGCUAGCAUGCUUUGAUAAUCUGAUUUCGCUGAUAUACAAACAUCCUUAACUAUCUUUUUCUGACUCCUUCCUUUCUCAUGUGUUACUCCUCCUGUCUUGCUCCUCGGUCUAAAUUUGCUUCUCUCUCUUUUGGGCGACCCCACAGCUGUGAAGAAGGCCCAGUGGCUGGAGAAGGAGGAGAAAGCCCGACGUCUGAGGGACAGUCAGCUGGAGGAGCGCAGGAGGAAGCUGGAGGAGCAGAGGCUGAAGGCGGAAAAACGCAGAGCUCUACUGGAGGAGAAACAGAGACAGAAACUUGAGAAGAAUAAAGUGAGGAAAUAUGGAAAUAUCCUUUUCUUAAACUUAUCUGGUGUUAAUGACAGUCAGGGUGGAAAUGAUCAACAGUUUGAUGGCAUACUGCUUAACAAGACCUCUGCUGUGACUGGAAAAUGGCCUGAGUACCUGGGAUCAGCUCUGGUGCCAAGUAUUGGCCGCUUAAAGCCAAUUUCCAGAGGUCAGAAGUUCAGAUUAUUCACUGGCAGGAAUAUGAGCUAACAGUUAUUGAUCUCAUCAGUGUUUCCCAACCUUUUUGACUUUCAGAUGUUGACUGUAAAUAUGAAUUAUUGGCAGAGGAGUUAAUCUGAUUUUAUGCCCCUUCCACAUUUGAUUGAAGAGUAUGAAGCUGUCUUUGUAUGAAUACAGGCAGAAACAUCUGUUUGGUUGGUUCAGCAAAAAAGCUCCCAAGCUUGAUCUAAUUUCUCUGAACUGGCUGCAUUUGAAAUAUGGAGAAACAGCAACAUGUGGUUAUAAAAACAGGUCAGCUGUUCUUGCUUACAGAGUUCAAGAUCCUUUAAAACUUAAACUUACAAUUUUAAUGGUGCGUUCCAGUUACCUCAGAAGUCCGAGCUGAAAAUGAUGGAAACAAGAUGGCUACGUCUACCAAAGUUAUUUUAGCGUUUGCCUUGUCCGAAUAUAAGACAAGUGCUGAAAUAACUUUCGUAGAUGUAGCCAUCUUGUUUCGGGCCUCCGAUCUUGCCUUUUUCCGACUUGGUAACUGAAACGCUGGGAGCUCGGGUGUUACGUCAUUUUCAGCUCCGACAUCUGACAUCCGAGGUAACUUGAACGCAGCACAAAACCCCGGAAGUCAGAUGUUGGAGCUGGGAAUAACGUUACACCCAAGUUGACGGCGUUCCAGUUAACAAGUUGGAAAACCAAGAUGGACGCCUACUGUAAGCCGUUGAUAGCUGCUGUCAGUUGUUGUUAGCUAUACCAGUUGUAAACAACGUAUAACACAUUUCUUUUACUUUUAUAAACACCAUAGCACCGUGUUUACGGUAGACUUUGGGCGGUACAACAUAUACCACUUAUUUAAUUUUACAAAAACAAAACAGAAGUGCUAAUAAAUAAUACACUACGAGAGCUUUCACUGUUACUCUUUACUGUUGAUGCACUGUGCUGCUAUCUUGGAUUAUGACAUUGUCGUCAAGUAGGGGUUUGUGUGGAUCGUCCGACUUUCCGAGUCAGAAAUCCGGCUUCAAGGGGGCGUUACAGAUAAAUUUCCAACUCGGAGCUCGGAAAUCCCGACUUCCAAGUACAACUGGAAUGCAGCAAAAGUUAGCCUGUUGUUGACAGGGGUUCUGAUCUGCUUGAAGUUCAAUUUCACCGGUUUUACCAAUAAAGCUAGCCGCCAUCUUUGGGUUAAGCUUUGAAACCGUCAAAUAAAAUACUUUGAUUUUAGGAAAAGAAGAAUUUUAAGAGUUUGAAUUAAAAGUUAAAUUGAGUGUUUCUCUCCAGGAAAGAUACGAGGCAGCUAUCAAGCGGUCGACAAAGAAGACAUGGGCAGAGAUCCGCCAGCAGAGGUGGUCCUGGGCGGGCGGACUCAACCAGACCUCCCGCAGAGAAAGUGAGUUUAAUACAUACGAAUACCAACAGCGCGAGAACUCAAAGCCAAACACAUGGAGUGGAUUAUAUAUCGCACCCUCACAGUAACUCCAGGAUCCAUGUUUAGGAACGCUGCUCUGUGACUCACUGGUCAAACUGAUGCAACUCAAGGAAAUAGCUCCAGGAGGGAUUGCUGUCAUGAAGGCGGGCCGCUCAGUAAUCUGUUAUGUUAAACGUUUGUUGUCCCUCUUUGUGUUUUAGGCAGGAAAAAAAAAGGAUUUAUGUCCAUUUUAAAGUGAUCACAGAGGCAGAAAAUAAGCAGCAAGGUAGCCGUUGAGAGCAUGUUUCAUUAGAUUAGCAGUGUGAGCGGAGUUUUUUCAAGGAGCUGUGAGCUAAUCUUCCCUCUCAGACCGUCCUGUUUCUGGUGUCAGACAUGUGACAGGCGACACCGAGGUCAAGAAAAGUGUGAAAGAUCCUGAAUGUGUGCGAAACGGACAGUGUGCGUGUCUUAUUUUAUGCUAAUUUGUUGCAGCAGAAGAAAUGCAAAAGUAGUCCCACUAAAUCUGAAUAAACAAACCCCCCUCCCACACUUUCCUCAAAUUUCCUUCCCAUUUCCCCGACUCUGACUCUGACUCCAGAUUAGUCUCCUCCUGAGUGUUAGGAACAUGCAGCAUUGACCUCAGGGUUUGGUGAGUCCCUGCUGUCCUCCAGAUCCAAGACCAGAGGAUUCGGCAGCCAAAAUCCCCUAUAAGUCCUGUAUCUGGGGCCGCCUUGCACCCGGCAGCCUUGUGAACAGUUGUUGUGUGUUGCGUUCUCUCCGGUGCAGGCAGAUGCUCGGCCUCCACGGUCAACUUGCCGAGACAGGUGGACCCUGUCAUUAACAACAGGCUGUCCAAGUCCUCUGCCACGCUCUGGAACUCCCCCAACAGAAGUAAGGACGACCCGACGUCAAUGUCCACCAGGCUCCCUCCACCCUCCCUUUUCCCCUUCCUCUUCAUCCCCCUCCUCCACCUCCCCCACCUCCUCCUAAUUCUAAUCUGGUUUUUGGUUUUCUUCUUGAUUUAUUAUAACUGUCGUCUCUGGUGGCCUGCCUGCCUGCCUGUGCUUGGUGACUGGUCAUUUACCACCUACUCCCUCCUCUUUAUCACGCUCUGGGUCUCGUAUGCAUCGUGUUUUUUUUUUUACUUUCAGUUGGUGGUGUUCAUUAAUUUGAGUCGCCUCUGCAUUUUUGAUCAGCCUCCCUCUCACAUCGACAUCACCGCGUCAUAAUCUGUGGUACUUUUUGGUUUUGCUCAUGGGUUUUUAGGUCCACAUUGUGUCUCAACACCUUUUUUUUCGGUUGUCCCCCUCCACUGUACUGUCGGUGCUUUGGUGUGGCGGUGUUAUUGAUGGUGGUGGUUAUUAUAGUGUGAUUGUUAUAAAUGAAAUUACAUCAAUUUGAUACACAUGCACUGUGUUAAGUACUGAUUUUAUGUGUUGCUCUCUGUUCAUAUGUAACCUGUUUCCAUAGAGAUAAAGCCUCUCUGGUUAUUUAUAGCAGAGUAUCGCUGCAGCCCACAAUCUGUGCACACUUACUUAUUAUUACGUGUUGAAUACAGACUACAAAUCAUAGACUGUAUAUAGAAUGGACGCCAUCUGCCUCCUCGCUGGGUGAAGCCACUAUGAGAACAGCGCCCUCUGGUGACAGGCUGCAGUAUAAGUCAUAAAUCCCACCUCUGCCAGCAAAGCUUAUGGAGCUGUGGACUUGUAUGUGCUCAAGUCCUCUUUUAUCUGUACAGCUCCAUUUUUAGAAGUUAUCAGGGGGUUCACGUCUUCUAUGAUUGACACCUGAUACAGCCUAUGGGCGUACGAAGAUUGCGUAGCCCACUCGGGGUAUACGCUGUUUGAGCCAAGCGUCAUCACAGCGACUCUCGGCGACUCUCCCGCCUGAAUGCGUACAAUGUUGGUUUCAAGAAAUGGAGAAUAAACGCAGAAUUACCGAGAGCUUUUUGGCUUCAAAUUCUUACACUGGCAGAAGGCAGAACCAAGUCGUCCAUAGUAUAAACAGUCUAUGCUACAGACACAUAAAGUACACCAAAUAAAUAUGGUGUGUCUAAAGUGACUAAAAACCACAGUAGUUUUAAAAAAUGUAAUGGUUGUCUGAAAUUAGCUUAAAUAAGUCAUGCUAGCUGCUCUGCAAAGCAUAACUCAGAUACAGCUAUACCUACGCUGCGCUAAAUGCUAGUGUCAGCAUGUUGACAUUCAUAACAUUACUCAUGUUUCUAGCAUUUGCAACGUUUUUCUAAUGAAAUGUAUCUUAACCAAGCAUAUUAGCAUGUUAACAUUAACGUAUGUAGCUAAAGCCUUUACAGGCGAUAGCAUAAACGUUAUUUAAAUGCUAACUGUAGCAAUAUAAUAGCGCAAGCAGAUAAAAGCAAUUUAGCUAGCUAGCUUACUGAGUCAGAAACGACGCUUGUUAUCCAACAGUGUCAAAGUGAAGUUUGUAAAUUUAAGCUAUUUGGUUUUAGUGAGAUUUUUACUGGAAAAACAAAUAUUCUUGUUUUUUAAUGUCAACUAUCCAAAAGCUAUCGACACAUUUCUGUCUAACUGAAGGUUGAAAAACAAAAAUCUAAGGGUUAAGAUUAAUUACAACUCAUUUCUAAAGUGUUGUUUAAAAGAAGAGUUUAUGUUGGUAACCUCAAGAAAGACGUGUCAGAGUAAGAUAACAUUGAGUUCAUACAGCACAUAAGAAGCCGUGGUAAUUGGUUAUUUUUCAUAUUAAAAUGAUAUCAUGAUAGAGAGGUAACUUAAGUGAUUUAUUCUGAGUUUCUAUUGGUCCAGACGUAACACUGUCUUCAUCUCAAAUUCAUCACGCCUCAUUCUGUGUGUCAUUACAGAUGGUAUCAUUCACAGUGCGAUCAGCAGUCAGACUCUCGGCUCGUUCUCUAACCACAGUACAGUUUCAGAUUCGCUUGCUUAAACACACACAGAUGCUCCGAUACCGCAGGAGCACAGAAGGAUAAAUUUGGCUCUGAGCAGAGCUGGAUCGAUAUCCGAGCUCGUGUUUCUGGCUUUAGGAGUCGCUCUGUGAACGUGUUGGUGCUGGGGCGGUGAUGUUUUUAGAUCACCGCUCCAUCAAUCUGCCUCCAGGUGAACCGUCGAUCAGCAGCUCUUGCCCGGUCCCCUCUUCAUGCCGCAUUGGAGGAGGCAGACCAUUGUUGCCUAGCAACAAGAGGUAGCAGCGUUAUCAGUUAGUCAUAAAACAUGUUGUUAAAAUGAUGCAGCCAAUGUGCAGCAGUGGUGGCUGUGUGAGCUGUUACAUAAGGGCGGCCAGAACAUGAUAGUUUUUUAUAUGUACAGAUAAACAGGACCUGUGUUUUCUCAACAGCACUGCUGCGAUUGCACUGUUUCUGUUCGGGGGUGUCAUACAGACCUCUCUGUUUGUCAAAAAACACAACAGAGCGUGAAAAGAUGCAGCACCCAUGACCAAACCGUCAUUAAAAACAUGUGUCCAUGCCACGUUGUUGGGUGACGUUGUUUUAAGAGACAGUCUUGUUGAUGGUGGUGCAGUCUGUGUCCAUCUGAGUGUUUUUGUCUCCUGUGAAGCAGUUUUUUUUAUGUUGUUCUUAUCGAAAAGGCAAAAAAAUCCCAGUCUGUUUAAAAACAAAUAUGUGUGUACCAUCCAUGGUCCUUUUAAAAAUGUUUAAAACUGGGUGAAAUAUGUACGAUUUUUUUCAUAAGCAUUCACAAACAUGGAUGAAAAAUCUGUUUGUUUCAUUAUCACACACGUUAAUGACAAAUUUAAUGUACCAACCAAUAAAUAUUUCAGCUAAAAUGAUCUUAUCACAGUGCACCACAGGCACCUGUGUAAAUAAUUUAAAGACUGGAUCUGGAUUUGGUCUCAUAACUGCAUCAAUUCGGGCCUGUUAGUCUGCCUUAGCUCAGUCGGCCGAUGAGCUGAUUCAUCUGAGUGUUUCCGUCUGGCAUCAAUCAACUGUGUACCCGAGCGUGCACAGCUUUUUGUUAUUUUCCUUUUCUUUAGAAGAACUGCUCCCUUUGUGACGCCUCUGAAACCUCUAGUUUAUAUCCCACAGACUAUAACGUCAAAGCACAGUUAAGUAAAAUGUACUGUAAGUACGUCUCCACAACCACACAGUUUCAACUAUAAAAUUUCACCCCGACUAUUAACAAAUGUUUACAAAAUUAGACCAAAAGAACAUGUUUUCAGAUAUAUUUAUGUGACUGUACUUAAGCCACAUAUAUAAGGGACAGAAUUUAAAUUGUCUCACAUUUUAUAAGUUUAAUUCGCUUUCUAGUUGAGAUAGAGAUGAGACAACACUGCGACAAAUCGUCAGCUUAACUUAGUUUAACAAAAAGCAAAACAUAUUUUAAAAUGUCAUUGAAAUAUAAUUAUUUUAAGAUCAUAUAAUUAAUGUAACAGAAUAAAAAUGUGUAUUUAAAUAUGUUAUUUGAAUUUGUGUAUUUAAAGUUUUUGCUUUCUGCUGUUUCAGUCACAUACUAAAGUUUAACAUUAAUAUUACAGAUGCUCUAACUUCUACUUUUAGGUAUUUUGUAGACUACUUGAGAUAAAUCUUCAAAUUUUACAUAAGAUAUAUUCUUGUUUAUAAAAACUUAAUCAGUUUGAAAUAAUCAUUUUUCGAUUGCAAUAUUGAACUUCAACUACAUUAAUUGUAAUAAACCAAAUAAUUAAAUUUCUCACAUUUUCUGCAGGUUUUAAAUUUUGACAUAUUUCCUCUUUUUCAGUCAGCGUUGAAGAAGUUUAGUCGAUAUUUUCUGUAAAGAGUUCCUAGAUCAGACCGCUCACUCUGAAUUAUUCAUCUGUCACUUUCCUCUUUCUGGUGUUUUCUUGUAAAAGAUUCACUCAAACACAUCUGAAGUUUCUCGCAGAUACUUUUAGACAGAUUUGUUCUGCUUCGGUCCAAGAUGGCGACAGCCUCUGACUGGAAGACAAGUAACAUAUUGUUGGAUGUCAUUAAGACUGAAGUUUCAUCUUAUGACACUCAAUAAUAGUUUACUAAGCAGAGUGGGGUUGAUGUUAGCUACACUAAUGCACUAAAAAGUCUGAGUGAGGUCAGAUUAAGAUAAUAUUUUUAAGACUUUUUAAAAAAUAGUCAUUAAGCUUUAAAAAUAAACUUAAAUUUGCAUCUUUGUGUGUCCUUAUCUAACGCCUGAAGACAGUCGGCUGCAGGAAACCCAUUGCUUCUUGUCUUCUAGAGCUGAUCAGGGAUUGUUGUUAAAUAAACACACAUAAUAAUGGUGUUUAUUUACCAAGCUUUCUAUAUAUUAUUACUAUCAUAACCUGGUAACAUUUCAUCAGACAGCAUCUUCCUGUAAUCACCAUAAGUGGAAAUGUUACUCUCCACUCCUCUGAAAGACGAAGGCAGAUUGUGUCGAGUGUGUGUUGUCGUAAAUGUGUGUGUGUGAGGAUGUGCUGUGAGAGUACACCUCCAUCAGUGUGAGCGUGUACCUGUAUGACACUUCAUCCGCAUACAGGACAGAACCAGGCUGGUUUUUAUGGUGAGUAUGCGUGUGCGCUUCAACAGUAACUUGACACUAACAACGCCCUCUUGUGUCAGCCCGCAGCCUGCGCCUGAGCCCCUGGGAGAGUCGCAUCGUGGAGCGGCUCAUGACGCCGACGCUGUCCUUCUUGGCCCGCAGCCGCAGUGCCGCCACCCUCCUCAACAACAGUGACUCCCGUGAGUAUGAAACCCCGUCGCCUGUCGUGUGCAGGGAUGAAGGAAAGCUCUGUUAGUGUCACCUUUUAAGGAGAGAGUUUGUUUGAUAUAACAUUCAACACAAGCAUGGUGUUCUCUUUUAGUAAAAGUUUUUAUUUGUACUCCUCUCAAACCCCCUCUUUUUUACCAUUUUUAAAAAGAUUUUAGUGAUACAAAAUUUGUCAAAAAACUGCAAAUACAACCUGGUUCUUUAAAGGUGAAAAGAGGAAAAAAUAUUUGGUAGUUUUUCGUUUUUUUAGUUUAUUUAUUCAUUUAUCGAGCAUAAAAUAAAAAGAGGGCAGAAAGAAGCGAACUUAUAUUGUCUACCCCUUGUUACAAAAAAAUUAAUUCACAAAUUAGAUAAUAUGUCUUCAAACAAAGAAGAAAUGGAAGUACACAAAGAAACACAUCAACAAACAACAAAGUUUACAACAAAAGUGGGAUAAGAAAAGUUGAAGUAGCGGCUGUAGCUCAGCCAUCUACUCAUCAUCCUAAUAAAUUUAUAAGUAUGAAACGUUGACAUGCUACAUGCACUAUACACACACAUGCACACAUAAAUUUACCAUUUACAUGUGCACAUAUACACAUGUAAAUACAUAAACACCUGUAUCUGUCUAUGAACUCAUACAAAUGGACAUGCAUUUUCACACAUACAUACACGCAGGGGCUGAUGCAGAUUAUUAGAGGUGAACAAAUCCGAUUACCGAUUAAUCGGCCAAUGUUUAAAUUUUUUUUUGUUAAGUCAUAAAAAAUAUAUAUAUAAACUGUAGAUAUAGUGUAGGUUACUGCUCUUCACGCCAAAAAAUCAUAUAUUUUAGCCCUUUUCUUUCUCCACUUUUCCAUCUUUAUCUGUCUGGUGUUUGGUUUGAUUUGGAAUGAGGUUGCAACCAAAUGAAUUAGUUUUAUGUUAAAUAAACUGAUUCAUGUUUGAGUCAAAAAAAGGCAAAAGUUUGUGAAAGAGGGAAAAUGAAACUUCUCAAAUCCAAAGAUGACAGCUUUGAAGGGGGAUUUUUCCAAACAUGCAUAACCACAAACCAAAGAUGAUGAGUUGAAAGGAAAAAAUUGCAAAAAUUCAAGUUUUUGGAGGUAAAUAUUUGGCAUUUUUCCCUCAUUUUUGACUGAAUAGAAAUCGCCUUUCCUCGGCUGUCAUCUGUCAGCAGGAUUUGAGUCAUUGUCUCGCUGUGUGGUGUCUUCACUGUGUGGUCUCCCUCUGAGCUUUUUCAUCAUCAUGCAUGUUGUGUUUGUUUGUUUGUGUGUGUUUUUCUGUGUGUGUGGGGCCUCGACUUCGGCCCCUCUGUUUCCCCGCAUGUCCGUGUGUCACUCAGACUCUCACCACUGCUCCCGUUCAGCCUCCGCCAGCCCCUUCAACACUUGCUCCCACAACCACCCGCACCAGAACGCCGAGCGCUGGAGGGUCUCGUCCGCCAGCACGCCAGACAUCACCCAGAGACAACGCCGGAGAAACUCCACACCGGUACGCACAGAUUUGGACACAUAUGUAGCUAAAAUACACAAAUCUGCUGCUUGGUUUUAGUCUUGGUGUUGCUUUUGUCUUCAAGGUGGAUAAGAAAAAGAAAGAGAAGAAAGACAAAGAGAGGGAGAACGAGAAAGAGAAGAGCGCUCUCUCAAAAGAGAAAGUCCAGAAGAGGAGACAGACGGCAUCCCCCACCACCACGACCCAGAGAUCCAGACCAGAAACCAGGUACCAUCUCAAAACACAAACACUGUAGCUGAACUGUUGAAUCAAACCUGCGCAGAAGAAGUAAAAAGGCAGGAAAAGCAGGUUAAUAUGGACAGAUGGUCCAAAGUGCUUUAAAAAGAGAGACUGUUGGACUCGGUUCAGGCAGUCAGCAGUCAGGUCUGUGUGUGAGAGGAGCUCUCAGUCACAAAGAUGCUCAGAGGGGGAAAAAACGAUGGCUCCCUGCCGCCUCCUCUCACGUUACACCUCUCUACAGCCAGAGAAUCAUGGCAGCUGAUUGUGGAGUUUCAGAUUCACUCCUGUGACCUAGUUUUAGCUUCACUGGGAACCUCAUCACCUUUCCUCGCACUUGACUGUUUCCACACAGCGGCCAUUUUCCUCUGAUGCUACACUUAGCUUGGAGAGCUAACAUGCUGCUGUUAUAUUGUCAAUAUAGUGGUUGUACAUCUGAUUAAUUAUCUGGAAGUUAGAAAGUGAUCUCCCUUCCUCUCUUUCCCUUCAGCACUCCAAAACCCAGAAACAGACCGCCGUCACCCGCCCCCAAAAGUCGCCCCUUGUCCCCCCUUGUGCCCGCUGUGGCCUCCAAGACCCCGGCGGGCAAAAAGACGCCUCCUCCUGGCACCAAGGCUCGACCCAAACGAGCUCAGACGCCUGCCAGGGUGCAGCCUCAGGCGGUCACUCCGGUCUCAGUGGAAACGGUCCAAGAACCACCGCAGCAGCAGACGGAGGAGAAAAAGAGUGAGUGUGGUUGCCUUGGAGACGAUAUCUGUUUUUUCAAGGUGACCUAGAGGUUUUUGGCUGACAUUCGGGGUGCAGUUUUAUAUUUAGUGUGAACAGAGAGAGCAUGUGUUCAUCUAUCUACUUCCUCAAAAUACAGUGAUGCUUUACAAUCAGUCAAUCUUAUUUUAUGUGUGUUAUCCUAAGGUUGCUAAUCCAAUCAUUUACUUCUUUACCUAAGGAUCCUUUUUCCCCUUGUACUCUCUGUAACAGGCUCUGGCAACGUUCCCGCCAUCGUUGUCUCCUCUGCUCCUCUCACACCUCCAUCCAUCAGCCCACCUGUUGUAUCAGCCGCCUCUCCGGCUGUGUCAAACGUGGAACCUGCUGCUGCUGCUGCUUCUCCUGCUGCAGCUUCACCCAGCGCUCCCGCUCCCUCUGCUACACCGGCGGCCACCCCCGCUGCUGCAGCCGUCGGUGCCCCCAGCCCAGCCGCACCUACCGGCAAACCCUCGGCAGGCACCAACGACCCAGAGGAGGCUGCUCGGGUCCUGGCUGAGAAACGCAGACAAGCCAGGGAGCAGAGAGAGAGGGAGGAGCAGGAGCGCCUGGAGCAGGAGCAGAGAAACAAGUCAGUUUGUCAAAAUAACGGCGGACCCCAAAACUGUGAAAAUAAUGUUUCUGAUAAAUGUGAAAAAAGCUCAAGGUUGUUGUUAGAUUAAUAGCUACAAAAAUCGCUGAUCUGUUUGCAUAGAUGUGAUAUAAGAUUGGUUUUACGCUGUAUGUAAUGAGGAUUUAUCUUUUCAGGAUCCUCCGGGAGGAGGCGAUGGCCCGGGAAGCGGAGGAGAGGAAGCGCAGAGAGGAGGAGGCUCGAUUUAUGGCCGAGCAGCAGCGUCUGAGGGACGAAGCCCAGAGAGCUGAAGAGGAGAAGGAGGCGCAGGAGAGAGCCAAAGCCGAGCAAGAGGAGAACGACAGGCUGCAGAAACAGGUCAGUGACCAGAAACUAGAGAGAUUAGGAAUAUUUUCACUUUGUUCAAGUUAGGAGUAGUUGUAGUAGUAGUAACCUAUGAUAGUUUAAAGGUUUUAAUUAAAUUCAGAUAUAAUGCAGAUUAAUACUUCAGAUAAUCACAAAUGGGGCCCAGUCAAGGUGAAAGUAAAAAGCAUUGGUGCUAUUGUAGAUGCCAACAGACGAUCAGCAAACACAAUGUUUGCAGGACUUCUACAACUAGGAUAAAGUGACAUAGUCCAGGACCCGAGGUCAACAGAGUCAACAGAGUCUCCGGUAUUUACCUUGUUUUAUUGCUUGUGUCGGCAGUCGUGGGCAGAGGAGGAUUCAGACAAUUUUCCGUAUUUUCUGGUUGGUUUCUACUGUCCGAUAUUGUAGCACACUAACUUUGUUUGGGCUCGUGAACGUUAUUUGAGAACGUGGAGCGUACCUCACGACAUGAGGGAGCAGCGACCGGCUCACAACCAAUCAGGAUGGGGGAAGCGGAGAAUGGUUUUGUUUACAGUCAGAAAGAGCGGACCGCUCUAAAAAUGUUAAAUGUUGACUAGACAGACAUAACAGAACAAAGCGAUAUGGUGAUAUUCCCAAAUGUCAUCAAUAACUUAUAGCUAUUGACUGAUAUUAAAAGCUUUUUUGUAUAUACACAACAAAAAAAGAUGCGUCUUUAAUGGACUCCUGUCUACCCCACCUUUAAGUUAAAGAGAUAUAAUUCAUGAUGUUUAUAGAUAAUGGAUAGAUCAGUCAUCCUGCACAUGUGUUUAAUCCCUCUGCCUACAACACUUUAUCUGUCAGACACAUGAUCACUCUCUGUUAACUGUAAAUACUCUUUAACCCUCUAAAUUUCCAUUAACCCUCACAAUCCCCACAUGCAGUAAGCCCGUUUUCCAUCUGGGCAGAUUAAUACAUAUGAGGAUGCCUGAGCUGUCCGAGUGGGGGGUGCAGGUUUGGGGGGUUUCUGUGCAUGAGACCAAACAUGAGACCGGGAUCUGCCUGCCUGCCUCACCCCCUGACUGUCUGAGCAGAUUAGAGGAGAGGAGUUUGUGCCGCUGUCACGAUCCGUGUGUUUCAGGCCAGUCAGAGGGUCCUUGUCUCCUCGUCUGCCCGGCCUGAUGCCAGCUGGUGACCUCCAUAAUGGUGAUGGGCGCAAGAUGAGGGAGCCAUUGUGAUGGAGGGCGAUAGUGACAGGCCUGUGCUGCCUCUGUCUCGCAUACUUGGCUCUGCAGUCGGCAGAUAGUCGGAGAAACAGCAUCAGUGUACGCUGUGCCUGAAGCUAUCAGCCAUGCUCCACUCGCCUUUCCCCCUCAAUCGGACCAUUGUUUCGGCCGGACGGCACUUUCGCCCCAGACUGAAGGGGCCUCAUGUUGGAGUGUUAGACUCACUGCAGGGUUAACAGUCUGAAAAUGUGUUUGACAUUUUAGAUUUGUGGCUGUAUGGUUAAAUCAGGCAGACUGGAAACAGAGUUUUACACUUAAAAGACGUGAUUCUUCCCUCAUCUUAAUUUCUGUUUUUACUGCUCACAUCUGCUCGGAUGGUGCCCAGGCUAAAUAUCCAGUGAACCAUGUAAUGGAGUUACCGAGAUGAUAUCAACUCCGGCCUGAAGGCUGCAGAGUAUACUGAGCGUCUGCUGCCCCCUGGUGGACAGGAAUUUGUUAAAGAAUUAAAAAGUCCUCUUAUUAUAUGACUUUGAAAUGAUAAACCUACACUAUUUAAACAGUGAUUUAUCAAUAAUCUGGUUUGGUCUGUGUAAGUUUAACUUCAAACAAAAUAUUCUGUUUUUUUUUUUGUUUUCAGAAGGAGGAGGCCGACGCCAAAGCUCGUGAAGAGGCCGAGCGUCAACGCCUGGAGAGGGAGAAGCACUUCCAGAAAGAGGAGCAGGAGCGACUGGAGAGGAAGAGGGUGAGGAGACAGAAAGAUGUCAGAGAUGUCAAAAAAACAACAGAUUCCAGAGUAAAAAAAAAGGAAGAAAGAUUUCAGAUUUUAAAUAAAAAGAAAGAUUUAAGAGUUUAAAAAAAGACAUAUUUUAGAAUAAAAAAAUUCAGAGAAAAAAAUGAUUCAAGACUGUAAAAAAGAGAAAAGUUCAGAGAUAAAAAAAAAGUUUUAGAGUUGAAAAAAAGAGAAAGUUUUCAAAUAUAAAAAGGAAAGAUUUCACAGUUCAAAAAAUUCAUAGUAAAAAAAAGAAAGAUUUAAGAGUUUAAAAAAAGAGAAAGAGUUCAGAGUUAAAAAAGAAAGAAAGAGUUCAGAGUUUAAAACAAGGAGAGAUUUCAGAGUUUCAAAAAAAAGAUUUCAGAUUUAUAAAAAAAAUUUGAUAGUUAAAAAAAGGUUUCAGAGUUAAAAAAGAGACAGAUUUCAGAGAUUGUUCAGAAAGUCACACAAGUUCACCCUGAAUAUCAUCUCAGUACUUCCUAAAACCCCCUCAGCUGUUCGUCCUUAUCUAAGUGAUUUCUCUGUCUGGUCUGCACAGCGUCUGGAGGAGAUCAUGAAGAGGACUCGUAAGAGCGACGCAGGAGAAAAGGUCAGUGUGAUUCCUCUUAAUGACGUUUCAUAAAUGGGAAUCUCUUUUGUAAGAGGCUGAAGUUUUUUUGUUCUUUUUCACCACAGAAGGAAGUCAAACCUUCUCCACAGGUCAACGGCAAAGACACAGAGCUCAAUAAAGGUAACCACUGUUUCUGCUCAAACAGAAAUCAAGUGUAGAAAAACUUCAUUAACUUGUUUGAAUCGUGUCUUUCUGCAGCUGUAAACAUGCAGAGUCCAGGUGCGGCUCUCCUCAGCCCGCCUCAAAGCGUCUCCGGUCCUGUCGUGAACGGCGUUCAGCCUGCCGCACAUCAAAACGGCGUCUCGGCUAACGGCGAAGCAGCGGACUUUGAGGAGAUCAUCCAGCUGAACAAUGGCGGUAACCCUGCUCAGAAUCAGAGUGGGCUGGUCGGCGAGCCCAUCCUGGCCUUCGAGGGGGGAGAGCCCUUCAGGAUGAAAACAGGCCCCAUGAAACCUCAGCAUGUCGCAGGUGAGCAGAGAGUUAGCUGUUUUUCUGCACACAAAAUCAAAAACUAAAUCCCAAAUAAUCUGACAAUCCACAACAAAAUCCAGCAUUCAGACCCGGCUUCAUCUUUCACCUCGUCUCACCUGUGUUUGUGUCUCCUGCAGAGGUCCUGUGAGCCCCCCACACAACCCCGUGUGAGAAGCGCCUUAUGUCUCCGCUUGAGCUACGAGAUUCAUGCCCACACCACAGCGGCUUAUUAAAAAAAACGUGUGCCAAAACAAACGAAAAAACUGCGCUGACUUCACAUCUACAGUUUAUCCGCCACAAGAGGACGGACGAGGAGGAGCGAAAAAAAAACACACGAUGAACUCAUCUGAAACAUACGAAAACGCAACAACAAGUAUUCUCCACCGCGUGUUCUGGUGCAGCAGUUGUUAUUGUCACAUACAGAUUUUACGGUGCACCUUAAAAAUGACUGACUGUGUAUAACGAAUUUGAAAAAAUACAGUAUAAGACCCUGGAAAUACAUAAUAUUUGACAAUGGUUGUUAUUAUUACCGUCGUUAAGAUAUUAUUGUUGUUGUUAUCUUAAGUUGAAUCGUGUGUGUGUGCGUGUGUUUGUUGUUUUUGUCUUGAAUUCUUGAGUUAUUUAACAUGGGGAGCAUCGUAAUGACGGGCCACAGACAGUGUAUGUAAAUGUAUAAAGAGCCCGGCUGCCUCAGCCUCCUGUUAACGGGGGGAUCUGUGAAAUAAAGCUUUAUGAAAGGGUCUGCGUCUGUUUGUCUGUCUGUAUAGGGG
Messenger RNA from Xyrichtys novacula (pearly razorfish), 39127 nucleotides. NCBI's taxonomy places the organism in Eukaryota, Metazoa, Chordata, Actinopteri, Labriformes, Labridae. The record is from the annotation of a GenBank genome assembly.